GCUUCACAUAAUUGUCACUGUUUGCCCUCGUUUUCUUAUCAAUUGAAAAACAUUGUUCAAAAUCAAGCACAUAUUGCAUCAUGCCUUCUGCUGCACCCGAGACCGUUUCUAGCAAUAUUCUCGGCGGAGAUGCCCAAAGCCGUCCACGUCUAUCAGAACCCUUGACUUACACGGGUAGUCUUGAUGACAUUCCUCAACUUGACGUCACCCCUGUCAUUGGCCGUGAGUACAAUGGCCUUCAAAUUAGAGACCUCUUGCAAUGGGACGAGAGACACAUCCGUGACCUUGCAGUCACUAUUUCUCAGCGAGGUGUUGUCUUUCUGAAGAACCAGGAUGUCACUCCUCAAGAGAUGAAGGAGUUUAUGCUGCGGCUCACAGAGGUUGCUGGGUGCCCUGCUAGCUCAGGUCUGCAUGUGCAUCCUUUGACUGAAGAGGGCAGUGAGUUGGGUGAUCAGAUCAGUGUUAUCUCAAGUGAGAAGCAGAAGAAGGGAGGUGGUUUGACACAUCAGCUCAGCGAUGUAAGCCGAUAUGCAUCUGCUGGAUGGCACAGCGAUAUUACCUUUGAGAAAGUUCCCUCGGACUAUGCUAUGCUCAAGAUUCACACUCUACCAAAGACAGGUGGUGAUACGCUCUGGGCAUCCGGAUAUGAGGUCUAUGAUAGACUCUCAGACCCCAUGAAGAAGUUCCUCGAAGGAUUGACCGCGACUCAUGAUGCCAGCUUCUUCCACGACGAGGCACGACGCCUAGGAAACCCGAUCCGCAAGGGUAUCCGUGGCUCUCCUCUAAACCAAGGCGAGAACCUCACAUCAGUUCAUCCUCUUGUUCGGACAAAUCCAGUCACAGGCUGGAAGUCAGUGUUUGUCAACAAAGGCUUCACCAAACGCAUCAAUGGAUUGUCAAAAGAUGAGAGCGAUACACUACUAGCGUACCUCUUCAACCUAGUGACACAGAACCACGAUGCCCAGGUCCGGUACCGUUGGAGCAAGAAUGAUCUUGCGAUUUGGGAUAAUAGAUCAACCUUCCACUGCGCGACGUAUGACUAUGAGGAAGCGAGAGCUGGAGAUCGAGUUUGUAGUCUUGGCGAAGCGCCUUAUCUUGAUCUGAAUAGCAAGAGUCGCAGGGAAGCACUCGGUAUCUGAUAACAUCGGAAUAUGUAUAAAAUUGAAUGAAGAAUGUGUAAUGUCACCACA
Molecule: messenger RNA, 1190 nt
Organism: Fusarium verticillioides 7600
Lineage: Eukaryota; Fungi; Ascomycota; Sordariomycetes; Hypocreales; Nectriaceae
Exons: 2
Coding region: 81-1139 (352 amino acids)
Cellular component (GO): cytoplasm
Molecular function (GO): 2-oxoglutarate-dependent dioxygenase activity
Source: RefSeq, a predicted model, not a curated record